Molecule: messenger RNA, 2481 nt
Organism: Theileria annulata
Lineage: Eukaryota; Apicomplexa; Aconoidasida; Piroplasmida; Theileriidae
Product: rna-processing protein, putative
Exons: 5
Coding region: 1-2481 (826 amino acids)
Biological process (GO): generation of catalytic spliceosome for first transesterification step; mRNA splicing, via spliceosome
Cellular component (GO): post-mRNA release spliceosomal complex; Prp19 complex; U2-type catalytic step 2 spliceosome
Molecular function (GO): protein binding
Source: RefSeq, a predicted model, not a curated record
AUGGCCAAACUUGAACGGUCUUUAAAGAUUCCACAGGGAACUGACCCUAAUCUGGGAAAUAAUCACUUAAAUAACCAUAAAGACGGAGAUUCUGACGAUUUUAGGUCAAAUGAAGAAGAAAUUAUGGACUUGGCCACUUUGUACGAUAAGCAGUUCCACGAAGUAAUUGGACGUGAUCCAUACAGGUGUAAACCAUGGAUAGAGCACGUUAAUCUGCUGAAGUCGUUAAGACCCCCAAGGAAAACUCGACAAUUAUACAGAAUUUCAGAUAUUUGGAAACUUAACAGGGUGGAUCAGGCCCCUGAACAAGGGAAAGCGACAGUCCUGUUAGGUGAUGUAUCAUACGAGAAUAUAAAUAACAAGAUAUUUAAAGCUUAUGAAAAGGCCGUAAAGUACAUUCCUCUUAGUUAUAAGGUGUGGUAUAACUAUGUUAAGGACCUAGUAGAGGAUAUAUCUGAGCCAUUUGUAUCUGAUCCCCAGCCGUAUGAAAGAGUAAACUUAGUGUUUGAGUCCUGUUUGAUACACAACUUUGCAUAUCCUACAUUUUACCUGUUAUAUGGAGCAUUUUUGAGAUUCCAACAUCGCAUUACAAAGGUCAGACGCCUAUACGAUAAGGCACUACUUAACAUUGCAAUAACACAGCACCACCUCAUCUGGGACGAGUACCUCAAAUUUGUCAAUGAAGUGGACUUGUUACCCCUAGGCAAAGCAGUUUAUAGGAGAUAUAUACAGCUAAAACCGAGCUAUAGAGAAGUGCUUUACGAAUUUUUGAAGAGGCAUGGGAGCUACGAUGACGCGGCUCAGGUCCUAUAUAAGCUCCUUAAUGACCAUACUUUCGCUUCAGAAUCAGGCAAAUCUUCAUAUGAUUUAUGGAUUGAGCUCUGUGAGUUGAUCCGAGACCACUCUGAUGCCAUAACCAGUAUACCCGUCGAAACCUUGAUUAAGGAGGGGAUCGGAAAAUAUACAGACCAAGUUGCGACCCUCUGGAUUAUUCUGGCUGAUAUUUACAUUGUUAGAGGGCAACUAAACAUCGCAAGAGACACUUACGAGGAGGCUCUGGAUAGAGUAACUACGGUUCAAGAUUUUUCAAUAAUCUUCGAUGUGUAUGCUAAAUUUCUGGAAAAUUACGCGAAACAAUCGAAUAAACUGGGGACUGACCAAUUGGAAACGUUAAUGACAGUUGAAAGGUUGGAGAGUUUGGUCAAUAACAGAGCAUUGCUCCUGGCUUCUGUGAAGCUUAAACAGAACAUCCACAACGUAUACAACUGGAUCAAUUACAUACAACUGUUCAAGGACGACCCUAAUAGGAUGGUUGAGAUAUACGCAGAGGCCGUUCAGACUAUUGACGUGUCAAAGAGUGUGGGUAGAGUUACUGAACUUUGGGCACGUUUCGCUACUUUUUACGAGGAACGAAGUGAUUUGGAAAACGCAGAUAAGAUAUAUGAAAAGGCUUCGAAAUCAGACUUUAAGUACGUGGACGACCUUGCAACUCUCUGGUGUUGCUGGGUUGAGAUGUACCUUAGACAUAAGCAAUUCAAGAAGGCUCUUGAAAUCAGCCGCAGGUCUGUCAGCGGGAAUGGGAAAACCUCAAUUUCAAAGCGAUUACAUACUUCCGUUAAGCUCUGGACACUUUCCCUUGACAUGGAGCAGAACUUUGGCACCAUUGAAACAACCAGAGUGACCUUUAACAAGAUGGUUGAAUUGAAGGUUGUGACACCGCAAGUAGCUCUUAGUUUUGCAGGAUAUCUUGAACAGCACAAGUACUUUGAGGCUAGUUUCAACGCCUUCGAGAAAUGCGUCGUUCUCUUCAAGUGGCCUCAGCUUUACUACUUGUAUUUACCCUAUCUGACCAAGUUCGUCCGCAGGUAUAAAGGUACUAAGUUGGAGCGCGCUAGAGAAAUCUUCGACCAGUGCCUUUACAACAGGGAGUUGAAGGUUCCUCCCAAAUUUGUCAAGUACCUCUUCUACCUAUACGCUAGCAUGGAGGAGGAGUACGGCAUGGUAAAAAAGUUCCUUUCGAUCCUCGACGAUGCUUGUAAACUGGCUGAUAAGGAGGACCAGCUCACGCUGAUCAAGUUUUACGUGGCUAAGACCUGUGAGUUCUUUGGUGUCACUCAAACAAGACAAAUUUACCAACAGUGCCUUGAAUACGUCAGUGACGAUGUUGCUAGGGAACUCUGCUCCAUGUACAUUCAUAUGGAAAGAGGACUCGGUGAAAUUGAUCGUGCGAGAGCAAUCUAUGUCUACUCAUCUCAGAUUUCAGAUCCUUCAAUCAAUACUGACUUUUGGAAGGGUUGGAGAGAGUUUGAGGUUUUACAUGGGAACGAAGACUCGUUUAGGGAGAUGCUCAGAAUAAAGCGCAGUGUCCAGGCUCAGUACUCUAAGGUAUACUACAAUGUUGAGGAGGUUGGCCAGGACGAUGAAGUCGAGGAACUAGAAGAAAAUCCACUAACUGAACUGGAGAAACUAACACAAACAUAA